This is a messenger RNA of Bicyclus anynana (squinting bush brown), 1269 nucleotides long. Its product is annotated as mitochondrial coenzyme A diphosphatase NUDT8-like. Lineage: Eukaryota; Metazoa; Arthropoda; Insecta; Lepidoptera; Nymphalidae. The record is from RefSeq and is a predicted model, not a curated record. Gene Ontology annotation, molecular function: coenzyme A diphosphatase activity. The coding region runs from base 353 to 1012 and encodes 219 amino acids. The transcript has a single exon.
CAAUUCUUAAUUCAAAUUCAUUAGUGGAAUGGUAUUUGGUGCUCAUCGAAUCCUCAUAUUUUCCAUACACAACACAUAGCGUCAGACAAUGAAUUUCCUUGAGAACUUGUAUUAUGAAAAUAGCUUAAACAAAAACGCUAAAUAUUAUGUAACUUGCAUAUAAAGGUUAUUUAGAAUAUAUUUGAAUAAUUAAACAAUUUAGAUAUAAAUCGUUAUUCAUAUCUGUGCGAAAAACAAUCUUGCCUGAUAUUUGUCUUGCUUAUGCUUUUAUGUCAUCAGUUUGAUUCGGUCAGAGUUGCUUGAAACAGCACAAGAGUACGAUGUUACAGUUAGGUUGCAUCAAUAGAAAAUUAUGUCUCUGUCACCUGAGGUUUUGCUAUCAAAGGCAUCACGAGAAAAGUGUAUUGCAAAAUUAAAGGAACUGCCAACUUAUACUACAGAGUCGAGUACAAACCUAAAGUACAAGGCAGCAGUUUUGGUGCCUCUAUUUGUACAGAAUGGUGAAGUUCAUAUAUUGUACACUGUCAGAUCUUCUAAGUUGAGAACUUUUAGCGGUCAAGUGGUAUUUCCAGGUGGAAAAGUGGAGGGUACUGAAGGCGUUAUCGAGACAGCUUUAAGAGAAACCGAAGAAGAAAUCGGCAUUUCUGCGAAUUCUAUAGAUAUAUGGUCAGCCAUGUCCCCAAUGCAAAGUUCACAAAAGGACAUGUAUAUAACCCCAGUAGUCGGAUUUAUUAAGGACUUGGAUAUUAAAAAAUUACGUCCAAAUAUUCAUGAGGUUGAAGAAAUAUUUUCAGUGCCUAUUUCAGCGUUAUGUGAUAGAAAAAACCAGGGGUAUUUAUUAUAUAAAGGACAACCCUAUCCAUUAUUUACAUAUGGUAAACACAUAAUUUGGGGAAACGCAGGUAUCGCUACAUGUAUAUUUCUAAAUUGUUUCUUACCCAGUGAAUUGUAUCAAUUCGACUUAUUGGGAAAAAGCUUCACAUAUGAAGAGCUUAUGCGGUCAAAACUGUAAAAGCACUUUCUGAAUACUUACGUCUAUACUCGUACUCGUAUCUUUUUCUAUUUGAUUCUUUUAUUAAACAGGUCAAAUUCUGUAAAUUGAAGAUAUUUUGAAAAUAUUUGUUGGAGAGCCCUAUACAAUCGAUACUGAAGCCAAAAAUGUAUUAUUUUUUGUAUGUCUGUCCGAGUUUUUGUUGACCUGGCAUCAUGCUAAAAUUUAAUUUACUUUAAGUAUAUAAGAUAUAAUGAAGUUUUAAUAAAAUUGAUAAA